Molecule: messenger RNA, 555 nt
Organism: Cynocephalus volans (Philippine flying lemur)
Lineage: Eukaryota; Metazoa; Chordata; Mammalia; Dermoptera; Cynocephalidae
Product: large ribosomal subunit protein uL22-like
Exons: 1
Coding region: 1-555 (184 amino acids)
Biological process (GO): cytoplasmic translation
Cellular component (GO): cytosolic large ribosomal subunit; ribosome
Molecular function (GO): structural constituent of ribosome
Source: RefSeq, a predicted model, not a curated record
AUGGUCUGCUAUUCACUUGACCCAGAAAACCCUAUAAAAUCAUGCAGAUCAAGAGGUUCAAAUCUUUGUGUUCACUUUAAGAACACCUGUGAAACUGACCAGGCCAUCAAGGAUAUGCAUAUCCAAAAAGCCACCAAGUAUCUGAAAGAUGUCACUUUACAGAAGCAAUGUGUACUCUUCCAGCAUCAUAAUGGUGGAGCUGCUAGGUGUGCCCAGGCCAUACAGUGGGGCCGGACACAGGGUCAGUGGCCCAAAAAGAGUGCUGAACUUUUGCUGCGUGUGCUUAAAAAUGCAGAAAGUAAUGCUGAACUUAAGGGUUUAGAUAUAGAUUCUGUGGUCACUGAGCAUAUCCAGGUAAACAAAGCACCCAAGAUGCACCACUGCACUUACAGAGCUCCUGGUGGGAUUAACACUUACAUGAGCUCCUCCUGCCACAUCGAGAUGAUCCUUACUGAAAAGGAACAAAUUGUUCCCAAACCAGAAGAGGAGGUUGCACAGAAGAAAAACAUAUCCCUGAAGAAACUGAAGAAGCAAAAACUCACAGUACGGGAAUAA